Messenger RNA from Aureobasidium vineae, 1080 nucleotides. The record is from the annotation of a GenBank genome assembly. NCBI's taxonomy places the organism in Eukaryota, Fungi, Ascomycota, Dothideomycetes, Dothideales, Saccotheciaceae.
ACCCAUCAAUACAUGGCUGAAGACGCUGUAGGAAAACAGACAAGUCUGCGAUGUGUUGCUUCAACAGGCGACACAUAUCGCUGCACCGUCGACGAGGCGCAUCCCGGCUGGGCUGAUCAAGUUCACGGCCUUGCGACACGCGCCGACAAGAACGAGAGCAAUUGCUUUCGUCACGCUCUUCUGUCGUCGGAUGGCACCGCUGUAGUCACGUAUAACGAGGAUCUCAUCCUGAGGACUUUUGCAUUAUCGCCCUACUGUUCCGCCCCAUCGCCGUCAAAACUCACCUCGCUCACCCUCCACCCUGCCUUCGAUGUUACCAACCCUGCAACCACUCUGCUCGCAAUCUCUCAACCAGACUUACCCAUACGUCUGACCAACGCUCUCGAUCUCGCAUACGUCCACGCAUCCUACACAUGGCAAAACUCCCUCACCGAAGCAUACAUCUCCCCUUCGUCCCUCCUCUUUGUCGACAACAACCGCUUUGUCGCUGGCGCAAAAGAUACUCUCGCAGUCUUCGACAUCCAUAAUCAAGAUGGUCCUGUGUACGAAUGUCCGACGAGAAAAGGCCGCAAGGCAAGGAAGCUCUAUGGAGCCGAUACUGCUGGCAUUGGAGGUAUUGUGUCUUGUUUGGCCUUGUCCACCGACAACAUACUAGCUGCUGGCACAUACAAUCGCCAAGUAGGCCUCUUUGAGAAUGCCGGUCAAGGAGAGUCCAUGGCCGCCUUCGACUUGAGUUAUAAUGACGCCGACGAUAAGUUGCUCAAAGGCAAUGGUGUCAGCCAACUUGCUUGGAGUUCGUGUGGGAACUACCUCUUCGUCGCCGAGCGUCAGAGUGACGCUCUGCUUGUUUAUGAUAUCAGACACACCGGACAGCGUCUGAGCUAUCUCUCUGGCCGCCAAGCUCUUACUACGCUCAAGCUUUCAUUCGACUUUGCAACCGAUGUAGAUGGCAAAACCAAUAUCUGGGCCGGUGGUACAGAUGGCAAGGUCAGAGUCUGGCGAGACGUCACAACUAGAGAAGGUCGCAUAGAACCAGGUCUCGCACUUCACGCAAGCCAUGGUAAGCAUAUCUUUCGCUGA